CCACAGAAAGGCUAAAACGUGACGCAAAGAGUCAAAGAAUCAACAUUUCCUGCUGAGAAAGGUACGGCUUCAGCUUCAUCCCCUCCUUUCCUCCCUUGUUCUCUCCUUCUCACGCACACACGCACAAGGGGAAAGAGAGAUACAGUACUGAGAAAGAAGGCAAGAAAGAAGAAACUGAGAUAUGAAUUCCGAUGCAGAAGAGCAUAACACUGUACCAAAACUGCCCUUGUUGCUCUCAGUCCCAUCCAUGCCGUCACCGGAGCACUCCGGCGCCGCCACGCCUCCACUCCAUACCUUAGCUUCAGUCCCAUUCCGAUGGGAAGAAGAGCCUGGAAAGCCCAGGCCCUGUACUGCUCUCGUCCCCUUCGACAACAACCCCACUUGUGAUCUCCCCUCAAAGUCCUUGGAUUUGCCUCCAAGACUGCUCUUUGAAGCCAAACUCACCAAACUACUCUCACCCACUUCCGUCUUGGAGGGCUCUUCUGGGAGUAGCGACAGCUUUCGCUCUCCUCCUUCUUUCAGAGCGGCGGGUUCUUUCAGUGAUGAGAAGGGUAGGCUUGGAGCUCUGGUUCUCAACAGAGGAGGGCUCAGAGAUAAAGGAGGAGGGUGGUUUGGGUCUUGGAGGAAGAAGGGUUUGAGGGUCAGAAGAGAAGUGUCUUGGGGCAGUUAUGUCUUUCCAUCUUCUGCUGAUAAUAGGGACUGUGAUGAUGAUGCUGGUGUUAUUUGUGGAGGGACAAACAAGAUGAAACGAUCUGGCAGCUUUCCUAGCGCAUUCCAAGCCAAUUCUUGCGUCUGGACGACAAUCUCACAGAACUUGAAGCAGGUGGUUCCAUGGCGGAUUAAGAAGCAGAGGAAAGGUGGUAGUGGGUAUGAACUUAAGCUCUAGCUUUUUUUUUUUUUUUUAAAUUUUAUUUUAAUGUCUGUGGCACCAUGGUCGGGUCAAAAUCAAUUCUGUAAUGCUGUGUCAAACUAUCCACUGUCGGCUGUACAAUGUUAUCCUUUUAUGGAAGAUGAUGACAGCUCAGUUAUUGGAGGUGUGGCAUUGAGGACCAGUUUCAUCCACAGUUACAAAAACACAAUGCUGUAAUGUAAGGCUUAGGAUUCGAUUUUUGUUAGUGUGGAAGCCGUAGGUUUUCCCAUGUGACCUGGUUGUACAGGUUUUCCGACCUAUCCCAUCUGUGUUAUAUGUGUUAUAUGGCUCGUACAGCUAAGAGGAAACUCAAACCCGAAAUAUCCUCUUUCGAAUGACGGUGCAAUGCAAAUCAAUAAUUCUCUACUAA
Messenger RNA from Prosopis cineraria, 1280 nucleotides. RefSeq lists its product as uncharacterized. Bases 182 to 886 code for a protein of 234 amino acids. NCBI's taxonomy places the organism in Eukaryota, Viridiplantae, Streptophyta, Magnoliopsida, Fabales, Fabaceae. The transcript is spliced from 2 exons. The record is from RefSeq and is a predicted model, not a curated record.